AUGGAGAAGCUUGGUGGAAAACCUCAUAGAAUGUAUAAGAGCCUGGAUUUCAGCAGCUGCAUGGAUAAUUGUGAGCUUACUGAUUUAGGCUAUGUGGGACCAAGGUUCACUUGGUGUAAUAAUAGGAGGCUAGUGAAAAGGAUAUGGAAAAGACUUGAUAGAGUUUUUGUCAAUUACUCUUGGGUUCAACUCUUUCACACAAAUAGUGUUAGACAUUUUCCUAGAACUGGAUCUGAUCACAGACCCCUCUUAAUCAGUUUUCACAAUGCUCACAGAGAUGGCACAAAAUAUUUCAAGUUUUUGGAUUUUUGGACUGAACAGCCAACCUUUUACCAGAUAGUGGAAGACACUUGGAAUACUCAGAUUACUGGAAAACCCAUGUGGAUACUUCAGGAAGUUAUUGGCAAUGUGUAUGAUGAAGUCAAUAUAUGGGAAGCCAAGAUGCAAGACCUGGAAAACAUCGAUAGCUCUCUUCACGCUGAGAAAGCUAGAGAAGAGCUUAACAAGGGCAAUGUCCAAGGCAAUGAGGGUAUUGCUAAGGCUGCCAGACAUCAUUUUGAACAUAUGUUCAAUCUCAACCACAGUUUUACUGAUCAGCACAUCUUUAAUGUGAUCCUUGAAUGUAUCAAUCAUAAUGAUAAUGCCUCUCUCAAUGCCAUUCCUGAUUUAGAGGAGACAAAGAAUGUUGUAUUCAAUAUGAUUCCUUCAAGUGUUGUUGGCCCUGAUGGAAACAAUGGCAACUUCUUAAAAAAAAGUUGGAAUAUCAUUCAAGAGGAUAUCAAAAACAUGGUUCAUGUAUUAUUCAAUGGAAAGAAUUUGACCAAGUUCUACUCACAUACUUGUUUGGUUCUGAUUCCCAAGGUAGAGUCUCCUUCUAACUUUGGAGAUCUAAGACCAAUUAGUCUUAGUAACUUCACAACUAAGAUCAUCUCCAAGAUCCUUUCAAUCUGGUUGAAUCCUUUACUAGAUAAGGUUAUCUUUGAAAAUCAGUCUGGCUUUGUCAAAGGCAGACUCAUCACUGAAAAUGUUCUUCUAGCACAAGAAUUAGCCCAAAGGGUGUCUCAGAGUAACCAUGGAGGCAACAUGAUCAUCAAACUGGAUAUGGCUAAAGCCUCUGACAGAAUGUCAUGGGAUUUUCUAUUGGCAGUUAUGAGCAAAUUUGGUUUCUCUGACAGCUAG
Molecule: messenger RNA, 1179 nt
Organism: Lycium barbarum (goji berry)
Lineage: Eukaryota; Viridiplantae; Streptophyta; Magnoliopsida; Solanales; Solanaceae
Exons: 3
Coding region: 1-1179 (392 amino acids)
Source: RefSeq, a predicted model, not a curated record